CGUAGGUAGUUCCUGAGAAAGGCACCAAUCCAAACCAACGAACUCAAAGCUCCACGGCACGCUGCAGAUACGCAAGCACAUCCAGAAUCCACUCUACCGCUCCUCCUUUCAUUAAUUACCGUAGCGCAGCCAAGCGGCGCAAGAACUGGGAGGGGUCCACACCCAACCACCUCAAUUGCCAACCACCCUAAUUUUCAUAAGUGCUCUACGGAGCUGCCACAUCAAUCGCGUUUUCUUUUUCCCAAACCACUUACUCCUUACUACUUACAUUUCAGAGUAAUUCUCGGAUUCUAGUGCGCGCGAAAUUUUGUUCCGUGUCGAAACUCGACGUUUCAAGAGUUACCGUUCGAGACUCUAUACAUUCGUUUACUCGUACCCAGCGAAAAAACCCUGCUCCACACCGCUGCAGCUGCAGCUGGGAGUCAGAACGGUGCAGAUUCUAAAGACGCCUCUGAAAGAUUCUCGAAUCCCCUCUAUUAAUUAUCCUACGAAGAUAAAAAAUCGACACCAUGCGCCUUUCACUAUCGUCCCCGAGCUUGGUCUCACUUAUUCUCGUCGCAUUAUCAAAGAUCGAAACCACCCAGGCAUUUCCCUUGGGACAACUCGAUUUUGCGGCUCUCCUCGGCAGAACAGACUGCAUAUCUUAUUGCGGAGCCGAUAACCAAUUCUGCUGCACUUCAGGCCAAACUUGCGCAACUCUUGCUGGAAAUAUAGCAACUUGUCAGGCUGGAGCUGGGAGUCCGCAGACUGGAGCAGGAGGAUAUGCUGUUUACACAACCACCUAUACGGAAACCGACCUGAUCUUGCGAACGAGCACAAUCAGUUCCUUCUACCAAGCUCCAACUGGGCCUUCGGCACCAGGUCCUACAGGUGUAGCGAUAUGCACAACUAGCUUGGGAGAGACAUCUUGCGGUCCCAUAUGCUGUGCCAGUAAUCAACAAUGUGCUUCUGCUGGCUCUUGCGUAGCUCGUACUACGAGUUGGACAUAUGUUCCAACCAGUUCCUACUCGGCUCCAGUACGACCAACAAGCGGAGGAGCGGUGACAGGAACAACUACACAACCAUUCAUACCACCUGCGACUGCUAGUGGAAGCACCAUCCCCAUUGCUGGUUCCAGCAACAACGGCUUGAGUCCUGGGGCAAUUGCAGGAAUUGUUAUUGGUGUAAUCGCUGGUGUUGGGCUUCUCCUGCUCCUCUGCUUCUGCUGCAUCGUCAAAGCUGGAUUUGAUGGCGUUUUGGCAAUCUUUGGCCUCGGAAAAGGAAGGAAGCGUAAGUCAACAGAGACCGUAGUGGUUGAAGAGCGCUACUCUCGACAUGGCAGUGCAGCAGGCUCUCGAAGACAACAACAUACAGGUUGGUUCGGCGGCGCAAGUCGACCAGCAAGAGUUACCGAAGAGCGAAAGAAGAAAUCCAGUGGACUAGGAGGUAUUGGCGCAGUCGGCGCAGGUCUCUUGGGUCUAGCUGCUGUCUUGGGGUUGAAGAAGAAAGAGGAUCACAGGGAGAAGCCACCUGCAGCCGGAAGAUCGGAUAUCAGUAGUUCGUAUUACUCAUAUGACUCCUAUACAGGCAGUAGUCCAAGUGAGUUUAUCUCCAUUCCGUGACUGCUUCGAGGACCAAUUACUAACAACUAUCCUAGGCAGUGCUAGCUCAGACGACCGAAGAAGUCGGGGAACCAGAGGUACACGUCCAUCUCGACGAUGAUCUAGUUCCCUGAUCUUGGUCUCUAUUGUGUGUGCUGCGUUCUCUUGUAUAUUGCGUUGGUGGAGAUUUACCGAACAAGUUUGAUAAAGAAGAUUCUUUUUUUUGACGAGCAUGGAAAGAGCGAUUUGCUUUUCUUGGCGUUUUUUAUGGCUAAAUGAAAACAUGGGUGGAUAAUGUCUUUUUCUUUUUCUUUCCUUGGAUACGAAGGACGACUGAUAGAUUGAUGAGGAUAUGUCAACGACGAGCCACAAGAACUUUAAGAGGGAUGGAUUUGUACUUAUAUU
This is a messenger RNA of Hymenoscyphus albidus, 1985 nucleotides long. The record is from the annotation of a GenBank genome assembly. NCBI's taxonomy places the organism in Eukaryota, Fungi, Ascomycota, Leotiomycetes, Helotiales, Helotiaceae.